This is a messenger RNA of Prinia subflava (tawny-flanked prinia), 3907 nucleotides long. RefSeq names its product connector enhancer of kinase suppressor of Ras 1 (gene CNKSR1). The record is from RefSeq and is a predicted model, not a curated record. The transcript has 21 exons. Lineage: Eukaryota; Metazoa; Chordata; Aves; Passeriformes; Cisticolidae. Gene Ontology annotation, molecular function: protein binding. The coding region runs from base 1167 to 3629 and encodes 820 amino acids.
GCAUCUGUGGGGACACAGAGAGCAGAGGGGAGCAUUGGAGUACCCCACACCCCACGGGGGCAGGGGCCUGGGGCCAUGCCCUCAAUGUCCCCAUCACACUGCGUGGUGUAAAGGCAAUGGGGGCAGCUUUGUGUCCCUCUGGGCAUCUCAGAGGGGGUUUUAGGAUGCCUCGAGCAGCACUUGUGGGCCCCCAUCGGCAGCAUCGUCGCUGCUAACGUGGAGCUGGGAUACAGCCGGGAGCGGCUCCCGCAGCCAGCAGGCCUGGUGGGCAGCACGGGCAGGACCCCGGGGCUCCCCGGGACUCCCCCAACCCUGCUCGGGCCUUACCUGCAGCAGACGGAAAUACCCCGGGGUCAGGCGUCGGGGGCGGAUGAUCAUGGUGUGGUGGGGGGCAGCGGGAUCGGGCCCCGUGGGGCGGCGGCAGCGGGGCUGGGACCCCCCGAGCCCCCGAGCACGGCGAGGGCUCCGUGCGUGUCGGCGGCCCCGCAGCCCCUGGGGCAGGGCGCAGGCACCGGGCGGGCGCGGAGCAGCAGCUGUCAGCCGCGAUCAGCGCCCGCUGCUCCCCGGAGCGGACACGGCGGGCGGGGGGGCCACGGCCAGCCCAGGCGGGGCUGAGGGGCUGGGCUCGGCCAUGGGGGAACUCCUCUGCAGGCCUGCGUGGGGCUGCCUCAGCUUCCCCACCUGCAGAGGGGUGUGAGUUGUGCCUUGGGCGAGGGGUGACAUCCCAAAAACUCCAGGGCUGAGCAGGGGCUUCCCUCGGGUUCUUCUGGGGGUCUGUGUGGCCUAACUUUGCCCCCACAGGGCACCUCGGGGUCUCCCACUGGUGUCACAAGUGCUGUCGGGCCUCAGCCCUGGCUGCGUGCAGCGGCUGGGGGGUGACACCGGCUGUCAUUUCCCGGGGGUUCCAGCGGCCGUGUGUCACCGUCCGGGCUGUGACUCACCGGGGCCUCGCCCCGCGGGAUCGUCCUGGGCCGUCCUGGGCAGCCGCGGCGCUGAGCGGCACCCGGGAGCGCCAAUGGGGCUGCGGCUGCCGGCGCAGGUGGGAGCCGCGCCCGGCGCAGGUGAGAGCCGCGCCCGCCGCCGCUCCGGGCCCGCCGCCGCUCCGGGCCCGCCGCCGCUCCGGGCCCGCCGCCGCUCCGGGCCCGCCGCCGCUCAGGGCCGCCGCCAUGGAGCCCGUGGGCUCCUGGGGCCCCGCGCAGGUGGCCGCCUGGCUCCGAGGGCUGGACGCGGCGGUGCAGGGAUAUCCCUUCGAGGCCUGGGGGCUGUCGGGGCCCGACCUGCUGGGGCUGGACGCGGGAAUCCUGGAGGCACUGGGAGUGUGGCCCUUGGGACACCAGGAGCUGCUGCUGGAGGCCACGGAGCAGCUCCGGAACCUGGACACAGGGCUGGCGAGCACCAGCCUGCGGACGCUGACGGAGAGGCUGCAGGAGCUGGCGCAGGGCAUCCAGAGCCUGGUGCAGGAGGGGCUGUCAGCAGGGGAUGCCCCCCAGCCGCCUUCCCUCACCCUCCUGGCCAGAGUCAUCGACCUGGUCGGGGCUGCCAAGGAACUCUUCUCCUGGCUCAACAGGUACCUCUUCUCCACCCUCAAUGACUUUUCGGCCAGCCGGGACAUCAUCCUGCUCUGUGCCCAGCUGGCAGAGACGCUGCAGGCAGUGAGUGCCCAGGGCUGGCUGGAGGACCUUCCUGCGGCCGAGAGGAACAGUGGGAUCCUGCAGAUUUGCCAGCACAUCGUGGGCAUCUGCCAGAGCAUCGUGGGCUGCAGCCCCCCGGCGCUGCUGGACCGCAGGGCUGUGCUGCAGCGUGUGGGGCUGGCGCUGCCCCCCAGCCCACAGGGCAGCCCCCUGAUGUCCCCCAGCACCCCAGCACUGCUCCUCGGCCUGGGGCAGAGCCCCCCAACAUCCUCUGAUGUGCCAACGCUGCCCCCCAGCCAAUGGAGCAGCCCCCCAGGAUCCCCUGACACCCCAACACCACCCUCCGAUGUUCUGGGGAGCCCCCAGCCCCUCCUCUCCACCCGGCUGAGCUUUGAGAUCACCUCCACCAGCUCCUGCCUGCACUUUGUGUCUGCGACCACCUCAGAGGCCCUGGCUGCCCACGGGGGCCACAUCCUGCCUGGAGAUGAGAUCGUGCAGGUCAACGAGCAGGUCGUGGUGGGUUGGACACCUGUCAACCUGGCGAGGAAGCUGCUGGAGAAGGGGAACAGGGUGACUUUGGUGCUGAAGAAGAUCCCCCUCGACCUGCCCAGCUCGCCUCCCUCUCCCAGGCAGCAGCCCCCAGGAGCAUUUUUGGAUGCUGCAGAUUCCCCUGGCACCAGGAGUGGUGAGAGCCCGGGCAGCCCCGUGUCCUUGACCUCCAGCGUUGCGGCCGACUUGGACUCGGGACCAGACUCUGCCCCGGAUCCCGUCACCGACGAGGAGCAGGAAGAGGACGAGCGGGAUCUGAGGCUGCCGGGGGCAGCUGUGGAGGAGCUGCCAGGACUGUCUGGACAGGGUGCUGCAGAGGAGGUGUGGGACAGUGGCACCCCCCUGGAAACCCCCCUGGACACCCCCCCGAGCACCCCUGCUGCCACUGAACCCUGUGCCACAGAGCUGAGCCCCAGGGCAGCCCCCGCCACAGGGGCUGGGGGAGCAGAGCCCAGCCAGCUCCCUGGGGAGGGCAGCCCCAGCACGGGACGCAGACCAAAAGGAGUGGCGACCAGGCUGAGCCGCCGGCGGGUCUCGUGCCGGGACCUGGGCCGGGUGGACUGCGAUGGGUGGCUCCUCAAGAAGAAGGACCACGUGGGCUUCAUGGCCCAGAAGUGGAAGCGCUGCUGGUUUGUGCUCAAGGGCCACACGCUCUACUGGUACAACCACCCCAACGAUGAGAGGGCUGCAGGACUCAUCAACGUGGCCACCUACAACCUGGAGAGCACCAGGGAGCAGAAGAAGAAAUACGUGUUCCAGCUGUGCCACCAGACAUACAAGCCCUUUGUCUUUGCUGCUGAAACCUUGGCUGACCUGAGCAUGUGGGUCAGUCGCCUGGUGACAGCCAAAACAAAGUACACGCUGGCCCAGCAGGCACUCCCGGACAAGGAGGAAGACUGCUACAGUGAGACAGAAGCUGAGGACCCUGAUGAUGAGUCCCCCAGGCACGGAUCUGACCCGCCCAGGAAGAGGCUGCAGCACACCCCAGAGAAGGCGCAGCUCUCCCCAGCCAGCAGCGCAGCCAGCAGCCCCCAGGGCAGCCCCCGGCCCUGCUCCCCCAUGGAGCCCGCCGGGGAGGAUCUGGAGAGCCUGGCGCGGUGCCUGAGGCAGGGCGGGGUGUCCCUCAUGGGGCAGCGGCGUGUCCUGACGCAGGAGCAGUGCCGAAAGUCCUUCCUGCGGCGCAACAAGAACCCGCACAUCAACGAGAGGGUGCACGCCGUGCGCGCCCUGCAGAGCACGCUCAAGGCGAAGCUGGCGGAGCUGCAGGCCCUGGAGCAGCUGCUGGGAGAGGCGGCGCUCACCUCGGACACCUUCAGGCGCUGGAAGGAGGAGCACCAGGAGCUGUACCAGGAGCUGCGGGAGGGCUGGGCAGGGCAGCAGGGCCAGCGCCACGACCAGGGGGAUGCUGGAGACCAGCACAGCCCUCACCAAGAGGCGGCUGAGCCCUGACAUCCCGCCAGGAGCCGGUGUGGGUCGGUGCCCGCAAGGCUUGGAGCACGGUGGGUGCUCUGUGCUGGGGGGCCUGAACACACUCGGGAAGGCUCAGCCCCAGAGGGGCCACCCCGCAGGGGAAGUGGCUUCUGUGACAGUCUUAAUUUUUCCCAGUUCGCCUUGCCCUGGCUGCAGGUUGGCAAGGGGGAAUUUUCCCGGGGAACGUGUCCCCGCGGUGGUGCUGCCAGCCGGCCCGGCCACGGGCUCUUCUGCUGUAAAUAAAUGUGUUGACAGGG